UAAAUACCAAACCCACUAGAUCACUAAUCUCCUUGUAUAGUUGGUGAACUUUGCAUACAACUAUGAAGACCCUCUCAUCUUUCAUCAUCUUCGUCUUCCUCGUUUCGGCUGGGUUUCUUGCGGCUGAAGCAAGAAGAGAUCCAGGAGAGUAUUGGGACGCGAUGAUGAACGGUGAUCCCAUGCCGAAAGCAAUCACGGACCUUCUGUCCGUAAAUCAAGAUCCAUCAUCGUCUCCGAAGGAUAGAUUUGUCAGAGAUUUCGAUAUCAAACCUAAUCUUAUUAUAUACCACAGCCAUGUUGAUGUUUAUCCCAAGAAACACGAGGUUGUUGCCAAGGAUGUUCAGCAUAAGAAAACGUAGAUAGACAUAAUCAUUUUUAGCUCUCAUGCAUGUAUGUAUGCUAUUGUCAACUACAAUUAUUAUUAUUAUAUUUUGACAAGGAAAA
Messenger RNA from Ipomoea triloba (trilobed morning glory), 444 nucleotides. RefSeq lists its product as uncharacterized. The record is from RefSeq and is a predicted model, not a curated record. The coding region runs from base 63 to 359 and encodes 98 amino acids. Lineage: Eukaryota; Viridiplantae; Streptophyta; Magnoliopsida; Solanales; Convolvulaceae. The transcript is spliced from 2 exons.